Molecule: messenger RNA, 731 nt
Organism: Triticum aestivum (bread wheat)
Lineage: Eukaryota; Viridiplantae; Streptophyta; Magnoliopsida; Poales; Poaceae
Exons: 2
Coding region: 1-597 (198 amino acids)
Source: RefSeq, a predicted model, not a curated record
AUGCUAGGAGGGGUGACCGCGUCGGGUGCUGGACUCGGGAUCACGGCGACUGCGUUCGUGCGCGUCGAGCGCAUAAUCCAGGGAGCGCGGGAUAAACCACCUAGCUUGUCCACCACCUCCGUGCGCCGCCCCUGCCUGCUCGCCCUCGCCGCCAUCCUCUUCUGCUUUCCACCGGAGACGGCGCUAUAUGCCUAUGGUCCUCUACUAAACUUUCCGCCGCUAACGGUGCAAGUUUCGUAUGAUCCUCCGUGGUCCGACGAGUUCAGGGCCAACGAGGCCGUCGCCGUCCUCGGCGAGGCGGCCAGCGUCGCCGCCAGACACGCGGAUGCGGGCGGCUACGCGUACGGCUGCGCCAGGCUAUGGCUGGCAUGGGGCUGCCCUCCCGCUCCCGGCGAGGGGGUCAACGGAACCCUGGUCCACGGGAGGCGGUCCUAUGAUUGGGAGCUGGAUCGCUUCGAGGAGGAGAGGCGGCACUGCAUCGACGAGCGCGUCCCUCGGGACCAUCCGGAGGAACACCUCUUCCGUCGCACCUACCCGACGACUACUUUUGAUCUUCGCUGUUGUGCCUGUUGCUUUUCAUGUGGUCGGUACUACUGAGGGAGACAUUGUACCAGACAAACAACAAAUAGACAAUUUGCUUUCAUAGUAGCACUAGAUAUAAUUUUUUUUAUACGCUUCUACAGUAAUAAACCAUUGUUAUUUUCCAUAGUUUUUAAACUUGUAAACCUGAU